AGCAACAGGUUAACACUCCCAUUUACUUGAUCGUUUCCAAUCAGUCUAUCACUCCUCUCCUUCAAGUUUUAAAUGAAUCUUUUCGUUCCCAAAUCGAUGUUGCCGCAGCCGCAGUAUCAAUAAUGGAACUGAGCUUGUCGUCCUCGAUCUCCUCUUGGACUCCAUUCUCUUCGUUCCGCUCCCCUCGCUGCCACUGUGCUCCAUUGCUUCGCAAGGAGUUCCUCGGCAGUGGCCACAAUCUGAGGCCUCCAGGCCUCCGCUUUCGACGACAAUGCAGGAAGCUAGGGUUUCGAUUUCAUUUCCACUCCAGGAAUUUUCUACUGAGAGCUUCACUCGACUCGCACUCCGUCGUUCUUGUCGUCGCUGUCACCGCGGUGGCUGUCUCUGCCUUCAUCCUUGUCUUUCACAAUUAUUCCAAAAGAAGGAAUAAUGCUCAGGACAAACAGAUGUCAGGGAGGCUGACACAUCCCCUAUUUCAACAUAUCAAAAGUAGGAUGGACAGCUUGUCUAUGGAAGAGUUUAUACUUCUAAAUAGGAACAUUCCUAUUGAUAAAAAAGUAGACCUACCAAUUGAAAUGAGCAACAAUACUUUUCAUCAUGACGACGUUGUGGCUGAGAUGCAUCUUGAUGAAAUCAAUGUGAUGAAUGGAGCUACUAUUGCUACAAACACAUCUGAGUUGUCUAUUUGUGAAAUGACUGCUUCUGUUGUCAAUGAUUCUCUGCACACAAGAGAAUCUGAAGGUUUGUCUGUAUCCUCUCUCCCAUUAUUGCCAUCAGAACCAGAAGUCGCAGGAUCUACUCUUAAUAUAGAGCCAAGUGAAAUGCAAUUGGAGAGGUGUGAACAUGAAAGUGGAAGUGACAGUAAAGAGACCAAGCUACUUCUUGAAAAAAAGCCACAUAUUGCUUCAUUUUUUCCAGUUAAUGUACAAAGUGGAGUUACUCAAUUUGGAAGACUAGACCAUGAAAUUUUGACAGAAGGUCAACAAAUAAAGCCUGACCUUAGUCACCGUGAAGACCUCUACACAUUUUAUGAGGCACCUAUGGCUAAAUUGAAUGGUCUUGGAGCACUAUCCUCUGGUAUUUCUCUGCACAAGAAUGGUAACUCAUCACUCUUCAAGGCUUCCGUUGUAGACGGAGAACAAUUUCUUAGACGACAGCUCUCUCACCGCGCAGAGGAAACUGAAGGCCAUGAAAAAAGACACGUUUCAUAUUAUAACAAUGGCUCAUCCCAUUGGAAAGAAGACAUGGGAAAGAGAAAAGAGUCUCCUGCUUAUAAGGACAAUGCAAAACUUCACGAGAAUAGAUCGAAGAGUUUGUCUCCAACCCAUAAUUUGAAAGGGAAGCACGUGCAUGACAGAAAUCGUUCACCACAGCUGUUCGGUGGUUACAGUAAACUUUUAAGAGAUGGACGGUUAAAUGAUUGCAUUGAGAUGCUUGAAGACAUGGAAAGCAAGGGUUUGUUGGAUAUGGAUAAAGUUUAUCAUGCAGGGUUUUUUAAAGCCUGCAAAACUCAAAAGGCUGUCAAGGAAGCUUUUCAUUUCACAAAGCUUAUCCCAAAUCCAACUCUAAGCACAUUCAAUAUGCUUAUGUCUGUCUGUGCAAGCGCUCAAGAUUCAGAGGGAGCUUUUGAAGUGUUGCAACUUGUCCAGGAGGCCAGAUUGAAAGCAGACUGCAAACUGUACACUACCCUCAUUUCUACUUGUGCUAGAGCUGGGAAAGUUGAUACAAUGUUCAAGGUUUUCCAUGAAAUGGUCAAUGCUGGAGUGGAACCAAAUGUUCAUACAUAUGGUGCACUUAUUGAUGGUUGUGCCAAAGCUGGGCAAGUUGCAAAGGCCUUUGGUGCUUAUGGAAUUAUGCAGUCAAAGAAUGUCAAGCCAGACCGGGUUGUCUUCAAUGCACUUAUCACUGCAUGUGGCGAAUCAGGAGCAGUGGAUCGUGCAUUUGAUGUCUUGGCAGAAAUGAGGUCAGAGAUACGCCCCAUAGACCCUGAUCACAUUACUGUUGGUGCCUUGAUAAAAGCAUGCAUUAGAUCUGGUCAGAUUGAUCGGGCGCGAGAGGUGUACAAAAUGCUUGAUGAAUAUAAUAUCAAGGGAACUCCGGAGGUUUACACCAUUGCUGUUAAUAGCCAAAAUGGUGAUUGGGAGUUUGCUUGUGCUGUCUAUAGUGACAUGACAAUAAGAGGUGUUGCCCCUGAUGAGAUGUUUAUCAGUGCAUUGAUAGAUGUUGCCGGACAUGCUGGAAAUCUGGAUGCUGCAUUUGAAAUUCUAAAGGUAGCAAGAGCUAACGGAAUACCUUCUGGAAGCAUAUCAUAUAGCUCAUUGAUGGGAGCCUGCAGCAAUGCAAAAGACUGGCAGAAGGCACUGCAGCUAUAUGAAGAUAUUAAGGACAUCAACUUGAAACCAACAGUUUCCAUGAUGAAUGCCCUGGUGACUGCCUUAUGUGAAGCAGAUCAACUACAGAAGGCUACAGAAGUCCUAUUUGAAAUGAAGAUGCGGGGUUUAUGCCCAAACACCAUAACAUACUCGAUUUUACUAGUUGCAAGUGAAAAAAAGGAUGACCUGGAAGUUGGCCUAAUGCUCUUUUCUCAAGCCAAGAAGGAUGGUGUUGCCCCUAACCUUGUUAUGUGCAGGUGUCUAAUUGGUAUGUGCUUAAGGAGAUUCCAGCAAGCUUGUGCACUUGGUGAGCCGGUCUUUUCCCUUAAGUCUGGCUAUCUACAGCUUGACAGUAAAUGGACAUCACUGGCCUUAAUGGUUUACAGAGAAGCAGUUGUAGCUGGUGUGGCUCCUACUGUGGAUGAACUUUCACAAGUUUUGGGAUGCUUGCAACUUCCUCAUGAUGUAUCCCUUAGGAACAGACUCAUUGAGAAUCUGGGUGUUAGUACUGAUACAUCGAAAGGCUCAAAACUCUUCUCAUUGGUUGAUGGAUUUGGGGAAUAUGAUCCACGUGCAUUUUCACUUGUUGAGGAGGCUGCUUCACUUGGGAUUGUACCUGCUGUCUCUUUAAAACGAAGCCCGAUUAUUGUCGAUGUGAGGAAUUUGCCUAUCCAUGCAGCUGAGGUAUAUAUCUUGACGGUACUGAAGGGUCUCAAGCACCGUCUCGCAGCUGGUGUAAAGUUGCCGAACUUGUCUAUUCUACUGCCACUGGAGAAGACACAAAUUCAAACUCCAUCAGGGGAGAAAACUAUUAAAGUUGCUGGAAGGAUUAGCCAAGCAGUUGCAGCAUUGCUGAGGAGGCUUGGACUACAUUUUGUAGGGAAUGAAUCCCAUGGGAAAGUAAGAAUUAAUGGUGGUGCUGUGAAAAAAUGGUUCCAGCCAAAGCUUGAUUCUCCUUUUAGUGGAAAGCCUACGGAUCGGAGCUCAUUCCAAAGGCGUUUGGGUAAAGGAAUCAUGUAUCAACAGAGAAACAUUAGAACAGGUGAUUUGUCUUUAGACUAGUCAGUCUGUGUAUGGUCCAAGGCAAUGCAUGAGGCUUAGCUUAUUCACUGCCCUGUUAGUUAGCAUUGCCGGGCAGUUGGAGUGGAAAGGUUUAUGGGAUGAUCACUUCUAACUACUUUUUACUGUAAGUUCAAGCAAGGUUAAGAUGUUAUUAUCAGGAAAAUAGUAGAGAUAGUCCUUGGUUUUAGCAUCGUAACAUCUCCUAAACGAGUUGAGAUGCGUGUAGCCUCUUAAAAAUAGUAUAUAUGCUCCUUGGACGUUAUGAAGACACGAAGUCUUCAGAGAAUUUUGUAUAAACUUAAGAAGGAGAUAUAUUAUUCAUUUAUUGUUAGUAUAGGUUGUAGAAAUU
Molecule: messenger RNA, 3783 nt
Organism: Coffea eugenioides
Lineage: Eukaryota; Viridiplantae; Streptophyta; Magnoliopsida; Gentianales; Rubiaceae
Product: pentatricopeptide repeat-containing protein MRL1, chloroplastic
Exons: 19
Coding region: 123-3434 (1103 amino acids)
Molecular function (GO): protein binding
Source: RefSeq, a predicted model, not a curated record